Messenger RNA from Bemisia tabaci, 7757 nucleotides. NCBI's taxonomy places the organism in Eukaryota, Metazoa, Arthropoda, Insecta, Hemiptera, Aleyrodidae. The record is from RefSeq and is a predicted model, not a curated record.
CAAAAAACUAUCUCAUUUGGCAUCGGACACUUGGAACGGCAGAUUUGAAUUUCUCAGAUGCCUCACUUCAACAUUUUAAAAUGGAAAAUAAAAAAAAAUAAGCAUUUAACAUGGUGAAAAAUUCCUCUUCAGGAACCAUCGGGGUGCUACACGUCAAAAUCAGUCGUUUAUUUUGAACAAUCGAUUGAUUUAAUCCAUGAAAAUUCAAAUUUUAGCCCUGGGAUCUCUUUGUCCGACAGAACGACAGAAAUCAAGGCCGUCGUGGUGUUUUUCCGACUGUUACCCGCCCCUGCAGAAUGUGUGUAAAAUUUUUCUCACCUACGAGAUACAAUGUUACCGAUGUCUCUUUAACUGCUGAGUCCGAAAAUGGCCUUUAUUUUUACCGAGAAAAUGAGCAAAUUUGACGUGUAUUUGUCGUGAAAUAGACUUUAUUCUUAUAAAUUUUCCUGGACCCAUGGUAGUGUGCUACUAAUAUAUUUUGAUCUGCUGGAUUUGAAAUCGGUUUCUUCCUAUCACCCUACGGUUUUCCGGUAAUGCCAAUUUUUCCGAGGCUAAAAUUGUGUAUCGUAAAAUCAUCGCAAAAAUACCUGAAAUCAGCGGUUUCUUAGGAAAAGCGACUUUUCCGGGAAAAUGAUGGGUGAUCCGAAAAAUCUGAGAUCAUAUUUAAAUUUAAGAGUUCAAAAAAUGCAUCGCCCAUCGCAGACAUUUUUAAAAUGUAUUUUUAAUACACUUUGAGUUCGGGAAAGCUUUUACGCGAUUAUUUUCACAGGAACAGAAAAAAAAUAUUUGCCUAAGUUUCGUUUGAGCCGUCGCGUCGUGGAUAUGGUGAUUCUUGUGCUGCAUGCAUGAGGAAAGAUUCUUUAGAAUCCAUCUGAAUCGGUCAAAGAGAAGAAAUUUGGUUCAAAGUUGGGGUCUACAGAAUCGAUCUCCUGAGUGAUGGAUCUGAUACUUUUGAUUUUAUCUCUCCAAUCGAAAUUUUAAAAUAAAAUAACUGAUUUAAAGAGCCAUAACCUUGCAAAAAUCAAGUUAUUUAAAUCAGGUAUUUUAUUUUACUUAUAAUUCGGCUUGCUCAUUGCAAACAUGUUUGAAUCUAAAAUUUAAAAACAAGCCAAUCGAGUUUUCAAAAUUAUCACAAGACGAACCGAUCCUGUCCAAUUCGAUCCCCGACGAAUCGAAAAAAUUGAUAGUUCGAGAUCUCGCGCAUUAAGAAGAAAGGAAUAUUUGCUAGAAAGCACGAGCCUUUCUCUUUCUCCCAACUCAAAAGCCCAAUUAUAUCAUAGAAACGCAAAAAUUAUGGAAAGGAAUUUAUUCUCUCGAUCCGCUUCAGAGGGAAAAUAUUUGAUACUGUCAAAAGAUCAGCGUGCCAGAAUCGAUUUUAUAUUUUAAAAAAAAUGUAUGCAUGGUUUACCAUUGUGCGAUUGUAGAUUGUGCAUUCCCUUCUUGUGGCACUUCCUUUCAAUAAACUUCAUGUAAACGAUUGAUACACGAACUAAUGACGCCUCUGAUCAACCCAUUGUGUUAGAGUUUAUUGAUUGUUUAUUUUUCACUUUUUUCGUAUCGUAAUAUUUAUUGACCUCGGGUACUUCGUUUAUGAGGAGUUGAAAGACAUCACAAUUUCUCAACUUCUCUCUCCUGCCAGUCUGAUUCUAUAAGUGUUGUGAUAUAAAUGCUCUAGUUUGAUAAGAAACAUGAAUGAUAUCAUAAGCUCAUUAUGUAAUAGGAAUGACGGUAAUCAUGGGAUUUUUUUGUCAUUUAUUGUGUUUUAACAUACUUUUAGUGUGACGGUUAAUUGUGUGAGAAGAAGUAUGCGUGAGUGCUAAGAAAUGUCAAAACCUACGUUACGAAUACAAUUUUUAUCAAAGCAGGUGAUUUUGCUCACUCUGUUUUGGGCGUCUUUUAAAGUUUCCAAAAAUUUGGUAGUACAAGCGGAAUCGGAUGAAUACACGGAUAAACCACCAAAUACACUAUUACAUACAACAACGGAUUUAUUGACGAGCCCCACAGAUUCUACCUCGAGUCGAUUGCAAGAAAAACUCCACGAAGAUUCACCGGCGACGAGCUAUUUGAUAUAGCCCUUAGCUGUCUCCGCAAAUACCGUAUCGCAGCCGCGCUGUGAGCGGAAACCGUAAGCAACCCGCAACACAGAAACAACCCUUCCGGCUCCUAUAAAAUCACCGCCCGCAGGAUGGACGACCACACUUACGCGAUGACCCCCGUACCUAUCACCAUGGAGCAGAAACAACAUUUGCAGCCAGACGAGGAAACCUUUGACGGAUCCUACACAUCCUACUGGAUCGACGAGCAAGACACCGCAUCCGUCCACGACUUUUGCAAGGUAAACCAGAAAAAAUUAUAUGACGUCAUGGAAAAGCACCAACAACAACCCACGAAACUUACCGCAAUUUUCCACACCGUAUUCUACCACGAGAGGACCGACACUCAGUCUGACCAACUUGUGACGUCACUCCCCGAAACGAUGAUCACUGUCGACGACCGUCAACGUUAUUUAAGUAGUUUAGAUAAAGAUUUGAUAAGGCAAAUUGUCAAUUUACAGUUCCGAAAUUCACAGUGGCGUUUACUUUACGUGAAAGGUCUCGAGUUAAGGAUAUAUGAGUACCAACCGUUGGGAGGGGGGCUGGAAUCGAAUUACCGGCAAAACUAAAAAAUCGCCGAGCUCUUUUGACAAUAAGACCACCCUUUGAGAAUGAUAAUCGAUGUUUUAAAUGGGCAAUGCUGGCUAAAUAUUGUGAUGAGCGUGAUGUGAGACUUGCAAAACAGUUGACUAAGUAUGACGACAAGUAUGUUUGGUCUAGUUUCCCGAUGACACUUUCGGCUUUGGAUAGUUUUGAGGAGAGGAAUCCCGACACAACGGUGAAUGUCUAUGGGUCAGACGAUUUGGGCGAUAUUCACCCUUUGCGCAUAUCGCCCAAACAGGCUGUAGAUCAUACCAACUUACUCUAUUACAAUAAUCAUUAUACGUAUAUUAAGAAUUUAAAAAACUUACUUUCAGACGAGCGAAAAUAUAAAUUCGUUUGUGAAAAGUGCUUGAUUCUUUUUUCUAUAAAAAAAAAUUACAAUACACAUGCGUAUAUAUGUCCUGGAUACUCCUCCUCAAAACUAACCGUAGCCGAAAAAAGUCUCCCAAAGGAAAUAAUUAAGAAACGUGCUCUUGUGACACCCGGGAGUAUGUCAUCGGAAGAAUCGUUUAGACAGGCAGUUUUAUUAGGUAAGGCAGGUAAAAUCGUAGAUUUAAGUGAAUACGGGGGGCUAGUGACAAUUAAUGAAGUGGCCCGUUUUAAUCGCCAAAAUCCGGAAAGCGCAUUGAAUGUAUACACCAUUAAUGAAAGUAAUAAAUUAUAUCCUUUGUAUAUUUCCAAGAACGCGUCUGAGAAAGCCCAAGCAAUUCAUUUAUUCUAUUACGAUCAAACUAAGUCCUAUUAUUAUAUUAAAGAUUUAAGACGAUUGGUUCGCUCCCAGAAAACGAAGAAUAGGAGGAGGGUAUACAUUUGUCCAAGAUGUUCGAGUCAUUUUCCGCACGAAUGGAACUUAUUGACACAUAAACCUCUGUGCUCGCAGAAUCCCGUUGCGCGAGUUUACUUACCAGCACCGGGAGCUAACAUUUUAACAUUCACUAAAUUUAAGUACAAAAUUAAACAGCCAAUCACCAUGUUUUUCGACUUUGAAACUACGCUGAAACCCAUUGACGAACAUCCUAACUCAUCCACGCACUUGUACGCACGCCACGAACCCAAUAGUUUUUGUUUACACGUAGUUAAUGAGUACGAACCGGCAACAAUGCCACGUGUUCAUUGUGGGAAAAACGCUGUCGAAACUUUCUUCAAGUAUUUGUUUGAAGAGGUGGAGAAAGCUAUGGGAUAUAUGGCUCGUUAUACGCCGUAUGAUCCUGAUAUGGCUUCUGAAUUUGAUCGUGGAAAAUGCCAUAUUUGCGAAUUGCCAGUCACAGCUACACAAACUCCUUGUGUAAACCAUUGGCACCAGGUCGAGGGGGGCACGAUUCGGGGGUACGCCCAUGUUGCGUGUAAUUUGGCAUACCAACAGCCCGAUUAUAUUACUGUAUAUUCUCACAACGGAUCAAAAUACGAUCAAAAGUUAAUGCUUAAACAUAUGAUUCAGGUAAAGGGUGCUAUUUCCGUGAUUGCCCGGACAGACGACGAAUUCAUAACGAUUAUACUAAGCGUUAUUCCAACGGUGUUUCCUGUGUUAAAAUUAAAUUUGUCGACUCGUACAAAAUGAUGUCUAGUUCUUUGGAUAAUUUGGUACGAAACAUGGCCGGUGAUCGGGAAUUGUUUGUGCAGACGCGGAAAGUAAUACCAGAUCAUUUGUUGCAUUUGGCUUUACGAAAAUCCGCUUUUCCGUACGCUUAUAUCACGAGCGAGGAUGUUUUUGACGAGAGAAAAUUACCUCCGAUCGAAGCUUUUUUCAACGACCUCACUAAAGAGCCGUGUCCGCCGGAAAAAUAUGCGCACGCUCAAGAGUGUUGGGAGGCCUUUGGUAUGAAAACAUUGGGCGACUACAAUCGGUUUUACGUUGUGUUAGAUACGCUGCUUUUAGCCGAUGCGGUCACAGCGUACCGUAAAACAGCUUAACUGUCUCACGGGCUUGACCCCGCCCACUUCAUAAGUAACGCAGCAUACACCUGGUCGUGUAUGUUGUGGCAUACGCGCCAGGAAAUCGAGCUGCUCAUCGACAUAGACCAGUAUUAUACUUUCAAGAACAACAUAAGAGGCGGCUAUUGUGUGUGUAGUGUCAGGCACGCGAGAGCUAAUAACCCUGACGUCAACCCGAACUUUAAUCCAAACACCGAUGUGCCUACGUAUCUAUUUAUGACCGAUUUUAACGCGCUGUAUUCUAGGGCCAUGUGCGAGCCUUUGCCGUUGAGAAAUUUCAAGUGGAUGUCCCGGGCCGAAUUAGAUUACGUGAAGGCUAACAUACUGGAUAUAUCGGACGACGCAGAAACGGGAUAUUGGCUCGUCGCUGAUAUCGAGUACCCUGCCAAACUACACACGUUACAUAGUAGAAUCAUGCCAGUUUUACCUGAAAAUAUAAUUCCGCCAGGCGGAAAAGUGGCAAAACUGGUUGCCAACUUGAGAGAUAAAACUGAAUACGGUCUGCAUUAUCGAGCGCUUAAGAUGGCUGUGUCAUUAGGGCUGAAAAUAAAGCACAUACAUCGAGGUAUUUCAUUCCGUCAAGAGCCAUAUGGUUGCAAGGCUAUAUCCAUAAAAACAUGGAGCUGAGGCGCCACGCAACAAACGACUUUGACAAACAAUUGUACAAAGAUUUUUGCAAUAUGUUAUUCGGUCGUACUUGCAUGGACGUGAGUAAGCAUAAAAAUGUACGGAUAAUUACGGAUAAAAAUAAGUUUCUGAAAGCGGUGGCCGAUCCGUAUUUCGAGAGAGCAACAAUGAUUGGUGACGAAUUGGUCGCGGUUUAUAAGCACAGGAAGAGCAUUCGCUACGAUUUUCCCAUUUACAUUGGUGCAAGCGUUCUAGACAUUUCUAAAACCCACUUGCAAGAUUUUCUUUAUAAUCACGUAAAUAAGUAUUUUGGCGAGACUUGGCAACUAUGCUAUACGGACACAGAUUCCUGUCUUAUUUUCAGCGUGGGUGUAAAUCCGUUACACGUUGUGAAGUUGGAAAACCAAAAAGGGCCCCAGUCAUGGUACGAUUGUAGCGACUAUGACCCGAAUCAUAUGUGUUAUAGCGACAUCAACAAGCGUGUCCCCGGUAAAAUGAAAAACGAGUAUCCAAAAACUGACAUUGUAGAGUUUUGCGGCGUGCGCUCCAAGGCGUACAGUAUCCUAACCAUGAUAAACAAUAGACGAAAACUAAAGGGUAUAAAAUCUCACGUGAUACGAAAACAAAUUACUCAUCAGGACUAUAUAGAUUGCUUGUUUAGGAAUAAGCGGUUUCAGCAUCAACAAAGCACGAUACUAUCCAAAAAACAAAUUUUAUAUUCGGCGGUAACGACUAAAACAUCUUUGGAUUCUUACGACGGAAAAGUUUACUUGUGGCCCGACAAUGUGCAUACUUUCCCUCAUUACCAUGUUGACGUUUUGAAGCAUCAGAAUUUUAUGAAAUUGUUGAUUCCCGAAAUUCAAGCCGAAGCGUCACGUAGACGCAUCAGGCACGGCAUAACCGAUUAUGUCAUCGGAGACGAAUCUGACGUUGAGAUGCUCGAUGCGUCUGAGUUGUGACGAGUGUAUGUAUUUAUUGUGUAAUUGCUGCUUGCCAGACGCGCUCGUGGAACGAAUCAUAUUACGUUUAGUGUAAAAAUUGUAUUUUCGUAUAGAGGCGCAUGCACGCGCCGCAGUCCACUUUCAAUGCACCUUUACAUGCGUGGAACAAUUAAUAUUCCAAUUUGAACGAUUAAAGAAGGAACUUGUCGAAAGCGUUUAUUUAAAGAUUGUGCAUAUUUUUCGUAAUUAGUGUUUGCACUUUCUGGGCAAGUAUAAUGCCAUUACGGUGUUUAUGUGCGAUUUAGAUUCUAUGAAUGCCACGUUUCAUUGUUAUCAAUGCUUAGCGUAGAAUAACUCUUUAAGUAAUAGACCUACAAAACUCCUGAGUUGAUACCACCACCAUAACACGUAGUAUGUAGUUUAGAGUAUAUGCAUCUCUAUGUAAAAAAUAGAAGUAUGAAACGUUUUCCUUGCGAUAAUACCUCUUAUACACCGAGUAGGUAAGGGUAUCUAAACCCGUAAAAAGAAGUCGCUACAAAGUAUUUACCUAGAUAAAUGCAAAUAAUUAUUCGUUUUUACUUGUAAAAAAAAAAAAAAAAAUCCUUAAAAUGCUCCUUAACUAAUAAUCUUGCAUAGAUGUAUGAGAUGUAGCGUCUCCCGUAAUUGAAGGCGAAUCAAGCGAAAUAAUUAUUUUUAAGAGAAAAAAUAUUUUUUUUCUUAAAACCACUCAAAACUCCUUACAGUCUAAAAUUUGCGUAGAUGUAUGAGAUGUAGUGUCUCCCGAAAUUGAAGGCGAAGCAAGCACUGGCAAUAUAAAAUAGUAUCCGUUAGGAGUAACGAUGACACAAUGUGCAACGCCGCUAAGUGAACAGUGUGUUGGAAAAUUGUCACCGGGCGAAUGCAAAUACUUAUUGCUCAAAGUAGAAUUACCCGAAGAUUUACAGUUAGCGGUAGCGUAGCGUAUAGACUCGGUAGGGCAAGCUAUUAUUGUAACGUACGUCACGCUCAUUUGUUGUAUGCUCAAAGGCGAACAAAAGUACAUAAGCGAUUUUACGUGAGAGAUAUAUGUAAAUGCGACUGUACGUGUACCCACCUGCUUAGAUCGGUGCGAUACGAUUUGAUAAGCGAUCGGAUAGAUUGGGAUUUGAUUCGCGAAUUUGAUCGCGGUUUUAGAGAAUUUUGUUUCGACGAGUUGCCACGAAAUCAUUUUUUUUUUUUCGAGAAGAUUCUCGGUCACCCCGAUGCAAGGGAUGUCUUACCCCGAGCCAUUGUGUGCGAGUAUUAUACGAUGGAAACGCAUGCGUACCCUCAUGAACUUUUGUAUUGACACUAUUUCUCUAGUGUGUGUAUGUAUAUAACAGGCCCUCCCUUCUCUUUAAGCCGUUAUACCGAUAAAGUCUACAUAACGACUAGUAAUAACUAAAAAAAAAAAAAAAAUAAUAAAUCAUGAAUCAAAAUGAGCAUGAUGUCAUGGUUUAUAUGUUUCCGCUGAAGAGUGAACCGAAUAAAUUGGCAGGUUUUCGUGUAGAAAAUUUGUAUAAAUAAAGCCUUGACGAAUGUA